Molecule: messenger RNA, 2301 nt
Organism: Musca domestica (house fly)
Lineage: Eukaryota; Metazoa; Arthropoda; Insecta; Diptera; Muscidae
Gene: Abi
Product: abl interactor 2
Exons: 7
Coding region: 241-1680 (479 amino acids)
Molecular function (GO): SH3 domain binding
Source: RefSeq, a predicted model, not a curated record
UAUGUAUCUCUAAUAAAUUCUAGUUCAUUGUUGAAGAUGGAAAAUAAGGUUUCCUAAGAUUUAGCACAAAUAAAUACAUAUUGCUUUAAAUUUGUAGGAAAAUCAUAUAAAAUAUAAAACAAAAAGUGAGUGUUUAAUGGAGAAGUCAUAAAGGAACAGCGAAAGUCGGUAUAAAUUAUUUUUAAAUCGAAUUAAAAUUCAGCGCCUCAACGUGUGAGUCUCUAUCCAGCCAAGGGUGUAAUGGUCAUGGGUGAGAACAUAAUGGACGAAUUAGCAUCACUGAUACGCACGGAAAUUCCCGAUGGACGUCAAAGUCUACGCGAUAGUUACACUAAUCUGGAACGGGUGGCGGACUACUGCGAGGAUACAUAUUACAGAGCUGACAAUAAGAAGGCUGCAUUAGAGGCGACCAAAAACUAUACAACCCAAUCAUUGGCCAGUGUUGCCUAUCAGAUAAAUACCCUGGCGUAUAGCUAUAUGCAGUUGCUGGAACUGCAAGCACAACAAUUAAGCGAAAUGGAAUCGCAAAUGAAUCAUAUCGCACAAACGGUGCAAAUACACAAGGAAAAGGUUGCCAGAAGAGAAAUUGGGGUACUUACUGCUAAUAAAGUUAGUACUCGUCAAUUUAAAAUCGUAGCCCCCAUAAAUCCUGAAAAGCCAAUUAAGUACGUGCGCAAAGGUAUUGACUACUCCAUACUUGACGACAUUGGUCAUAGUGUAAAUACCAAUCAAACAAAUCGGAAUCAAAAACAUCGUGGUUCUUCACAUGGCUCCGUACAAUCUUUGGCUCAACCCACUGUGGGCCCGCCUCCGACCACAAAACCACCAACUCCUCCACAAAUGUCACGCGGAAAUACCGGUACAUUGGGUAAAUCGUCGGUUAGCAAUACGGGUACAUUGGGAAAAAGUUCGCGGGAAUAUCGUACGCCGCCUGUUGUGAAUCCGCCACAAGUACCAUCUCACUAUGCUCCCAACUAUCCUAUAGGACAUCCCAAGCGUUUGUCUACAGCCUCGUCGAGUACCACAGCAACAGGUGUAAGCAGUACCGGUAUUGGUGGCGGUGGUUCGGUAACCAACAAUGAACGUGCUGCCGGUUACAGUGCUCUUCCCAUGCCACCCAGUCAACAAAUUGCUACCCAUGUUAAUUUACCAUCAGCUGGUAUGAUGCAAUCGUUGCCUCCACCUCCACCAACAACAUACGAUGAUCGUAACAGUAUGCCACCACCACCAUCUCCCCUGACGGUUUCGCAACAUGAGAUAACUGAACAAAGUCAUAUUGGUAUGCAUACCUUGGGUCGCAAUCAUAAUAGAAACGGCAACAACAGGAACCAUUUCAGCUUGAAUUUUGCUAGGCCUGGUUCGCAGUCGCCACCAUUGCCACCGCCACCACCACCUGAGGAGGAGCAUCAAGACUUUGGUCGGCCACGUACAUCAGCGGGUCAGGGCCAACUGGCUCCCAUUGUGCCAGAAGAUCAAAAUCUACCCGGAUGGGUUCCAAAGAAUUACAUUGAAAAAGUGGUUGCAAUCUAUGAUUAUUAUGCCGAUAAAGAUGAUGAACUUAGCUUCCAGGAGAGUUCAGUAUUAUAUGUUCUGAAGAAGAACGAUGACGGCUGGUGGGAAGGGGUUAUGGACGGUGUUACCGGUUUAUUUCCAGGCAAUUAUGUAGAACCAUGUGUUUAAAGAGGUACACACAUAUAAAUGGCCAAUUUAGUUUUUUAUACAAAAUAUUAAGAGAAAUUUACAAGAUAACAGUAACACAAAUCAACAGCCUUUCAAGAAUUCCAUAUAAUAAUAAAUUACCACAACAUGCCCACACAAAAAACCACAAAUAAUUUAGAUACAUUUAUUAUUAAUGGUAAUAGUAUUGUUAACAUAAUAACACAACAACAUACAUACAAGUAAUCAAGUCUGCCUCGAAAACAGUUGAACAAAUUGAAGUCGAAUGCUAAACAACAAAUAUCAAAUUCGUGUUUAGCGUACAUAAUAAUAUUUAUAAACAUGAUGACAAACACUAGUUGUGUUUAAUCAGGAAAAAAUAAAUAAAACAAUUUUUUACAAUAACAAAUACAUUUUCUACGUAAAGAGAAAAACAUACUCGAAAAUAUUUAGAAAAAUGUUUAUUCAUUUUUUUCUUGAAUAUAUAAAAGUGCAUACACCUACACAUACAGUAUGUUGUAAAAAAUUGAAAACAAAGACGACGAUGACAACAACCUAAUUCCUACUCUCUCCCAUAGCUAAUUACACUAUUAAGCCCAUUAUAAUAUACUAAAUACAAUAAAUUAUAUUGUCAUACAAAACGAA